Molecule: messenger RNA, 891 nt
Organism: Mycotypha africana
Lineage: Eukaryota; Fungi; Mucoromycota; Mucoromycetes; Mucorales; Mycotyphaceae
Exons: 3
Coding region: 1-891 (296 amino acids)
Source: RefSeq, a predicted model, not a curated record
AUGUGUUGUACUUUAGCUUUAGCAAACGUUACAAUCGCAGCACCCAUUCAAGACUUAUCUGUAACAUCAGUUGACUUGGCUGAAAAUACAUUGAAUGCAAAUGGAGAUGAGCGUCUUUUUGUAACAGUGACUAGAAUAGAUGAUCUUGUCGACGACGAUGGCUCACUCUUAGCUGAACGUAUUAUGGCUGUGAAAGUUACUUUUGAUGUCGUCGACAAUCAAUUAAUGUGUAACGGUCAACCUUUUGAUAUUGGUGUUUCAAAUAUAGAAGUUGAAGCCCAAGUGGCAUCCAAUCCUGAUAAAUUAGUGAUCAAUUCAGAAGAAGAUGCUGCGAUACUAGCAGAUUCUUUUGAUACUGGGCUCGUUACGGUAGAAGUGACAGCAAGUGUCUUGGAUGAACUGAAGACAGAUGAUGGUAUGACUUUCCGCAGGAUCAAUGUGAAGGAAGUGAUAACAGAAGUAAACGGGCUCAAGGUAGUGCAAACGGAAGCUGGCCAGCAAAUUUUGGAUGUAUUUGAUAAUGGUGAUUUCAUUAAAUGGUCCAUCGAUCCUCUCACCGGUUUCAUGCUACCUGGGCCUGCCAUAGUUGAAGCUGAUAAUGCCUUUUCUGUUGUGGACUGCCCUAGCUGUCAUAGUUUUGAUUUAAGGAACUGGUGGAAUGAGAACACCACAGGCAUGGAAGGUUUGAUUGGUGGUAUCAUUUUUGCCUUUGUCUUAUGCAUGUGCUUAGCUAUUCGCUACCUAAUCACUAGUGCUGCAGUCGAAACAUAUGAACAAAUUCCUGCAGUACAAAGGGAGGAUGAAGAGAAAGAACAACCGCCAGCUUACGCUGAGAAGGAAGAGGGAGGACAGCAACCUCUGCUGUCAGAAGAAAAAGCAUUCCAGAAGUAA